AAUUAUAUUUCCUUAUUUAACAAAAUCACCGAUCAAAAUUGGUGGCGGCCAUUUAAAAUAAAGAAGAAGAAUAUGUAUAUGGAAUUUUAUUAAAUCUUUGAAUAAUUAUUCUUAAUACUCAGAAUAACAUGUGUAACAAAGGUCAUGCCACAACAACUACUAAGUAAAACUACAUGCUGCCUAUCAGUGCAAUCCCUUUCUAUAACAAUUUCCGUGUUCAAGUAUAUAAAAUGGCAGUGGUUUCUUCUAUAAAUCAUCACAUUUCUAUUGGCACCAAACAGUAAAGUGCAAAUAUCAGCGGAAAAAUAAUGGCUACUAAACUCGCAGUUGUCAUCAUCAGCUUGGUUGCGGCGAUAUCGGCUAGCAAUCGAACUGAGAAAAGAAGUGUAGGUUGGGAACCACCUGCAUGGCCACCCGUGGGCUGGGUUCCGCCUCUGCAAGGACACGGAGGCUGGUCGUCUGAUACCAACUCGGACGUAGCUGGUGCGGUGGCGGCAGCGAAGGCGGCUGCUGCAGCUGUCAUGGCGGCACAGCAUGAGGUGGCUGCAGCAAAACACGCAGCUUUAGAGCAGCAAGGAUUCGCCAGCGCAAAGGAAGCCGCUGCUGCUCAUGCGGCGCAUAGGAGUGAGGAAGCUGCGAGACAGGCCCGUGCUCAUGCCCUCGAAGCAGCACAGGCAGCAGUACAGUCGCAGGCACAGUUGGCCGCAGCGAAGGCUCGGGCUGCAGUCGCACAAAAGAUCGCUGCAGCGCGUGAAGCAGCUGCUGCUAAGGCCAUACAACGUGCGGCUCAUAACCAAGCAGCGAGAUUACAGAACGCUGAUAUAGAAGCACUGAAGUUAUCAGUCAUCCAGAGCUCAGGGGCUGCUGGUGCCGCAGGCGCUGCUCAGCAUGCAGCCACAGCAGCCGCAGCCGCCCUCCGUCCACAGGUCUUCACUCCUGACUCCACUUGGCCCAAGCCCUGGUCAUCUGGAUGGACACCAUCCCCUGGACCUUGGAAUUGGCCUUAAAAUCUUUCAAACGAACAUUAUUGUUCUAUAUAUUUUCACUUUACCAUAUUACUUAUUACAUACAGUAAUUCGUUUUUAUUAUGAAGGUAAUAUAAUAUAGUAAUUUUAAUUCGAAUAUGUUUUUAAUCUAGAUAUUAUAAAUUGACCAUUUUGUUUAAUUAGUAGAUCUAAG
Messenger RNA from Achroia grisella, 1179 nucleotides. RefSeq lists its product as uncharacterized. The transcript has 6 exons. NCBI's taxonomy places the organism in Eukaryota, Metazoa, Arthropoda, Insecta, Lepidoptera, Pyralidae. The record is from RefSeq and is a predicted model, not a curated record. The coding region runs from base 309 to 1007 and encodes 232 amino acids.